AUGCCACACCGAUUCAAUGUCAUGAAUUUCUUUCUUGCCACGGAUAUAUGGUACGAAAAAAUGGGUAAAUAUGUCGGAACGUUAGUUCGUCCUCAGAAAAUUGAUCUCACAAAAAAAAGUUGGUGGGCUGUUAAAGGCUCUCCUCCUCCACCUACCGACCGAAACUGGGAGAUGCGACCGGAAUGUCAGACAUGUUCUCAAUGUCAUUCAGAGCACUAUCGCGUCUACGAAGCUGGUUGGAUGUGCCUGAAUCACAAAUGCACCAAAUUCUGGAAGCUUGAUGGAGGUGGUACGCCACCCAAUAAUCCCGCGUACCAUGAUAAAUUCAUGUCUUAUCGAUUCAAUUGGGACGUGACCAAGUACCUGAGCAGGCUCAAUUAUACCUUGACUACACCGCCUCUAGUGAUAACUGAUGAUAACCAGAAUGAUUACAGAGUUGGAACUAUGUCUAACACCGGCAUAACAUGUCCACUAUGCGGGAAAUGUAUACCUCGUAUGCAUUUUCUCGGCUGGAAAUGCGCGCCUGACCGUGAGGCGUUUGAUAUCAACGAAAACCAGGAUUCCAAAGAAGAAUGCCCUUGGAAGCUUAUUCUUAAACCUCGAGCAGUACCACUUAACUGGGUCACCCCAGCUCCUCCCAAUGAUAUCGAUUCCUUCUACGAAGCUCCUAGGGUCGAAGCCCAGAAAAAAAAAAUCCAAGUUGAGCUUGAUGUGACUUCUUUGAGUCCUUAUCGCAGAAUCAAGUAUACAAUAGGCGACGUGAGAACAAUCACGCAUCUGGCAUCGAACUCUGAAAUGAAUGCAAGAGCAUUUGGACCUGACUAUCUAUUCCAAAGCUUUCAAACUAACGGCCUUGGUCCUCGACGACAUCGUCUUGGAGUCUCAAUGGGUUAG
Penicillium malachiteum is the source of this 894-nucleotide messenger RNA. RefSeq lists its product as uncharacterized. The record is from RefSeq and is a predicted model, not a curated record. The transcript has a single exon. NCBI's taxonomy places the organism in Eukaryota, Fungi, Ascomycota, Eurotiomycetes, Eurotiales, Aspergillaceae. Bases 1 to 894 code for a protein of 297 amino acids.